CACACAUAGAAAGGGCUGUGUGCACAGUAACACAAACUGCUGGGCUAAGUCAAUACAGGCAUCUGUGCUGAGGUGUGUUCUGUCCUGCGGAGCCUCCACUCCUCUGAAGAUGAACGGCCCCUCCGCCCCGCCCUCCAACGGCAGCCUGUCCUGCGAGCCAGAGCCCCAGCACAUAUCCAUCACCGUCUUCCUCUGCCUGCUCUUCCUGGGCGGCUUCCUGCUCAACAGCUUCAGCCUGUGGGUGUUCUGCCUCCGCAUGCCUCGCUGGGGCCCUGGCACCACGCUGCAGUUCCACCUGGCUCUCAGCGAUGCCAUCGUCACCCCUACCGCCCCCCUCAUGGCUGCCUAUUUGGCGCUGGGCAGCCACUGGCCCUUCGGCCGUUUCCUGUGCCAGCUAAAGAUCGCCCUGCUCAGCACACACUUCUACGGCAGCAUCCUCUUCCUCACCCUGAUCAGCGUCCAUCGCUACGUGUCUGUGGUGCAAUACAGCAAGGCCUCCCCCAUGAAACGCGUGGGAUUCAUUCACAAGCUGUGUGCAGCUGUGUGGCUGCUGCUGCUGCUGAAGGGGGCAGCCUGCUUCUCCCUGCUCGGCACCAGCCAGGUAGGCAACCACACCCAGUGCCUGAGCAUUCACCAGGGAGAGUACAUCCAGGUCUACUUCAGCAUCAACUUCUCCCUGCUGGUCCCUGCCUUCCUGGUGCCAUUCUCCGUGUCAGUGGCUUGCUACUGCCGCCUGGCCAGCUCUGUCUCCCGCAUAAAUGCCAGCACCGCAAACGGCCGCGCCAUCAAGGCCAAAUCCCGCAAGAUGGUGGCCGUCUGCCUGCUGAUAUUUGCGGUUUGCUUCAUGCCGCUCAACAUUGUGCGGUCCGUGGGUGUUGUGGUCAGGAAGUACUACCCCGAGCAGUGCAGGCUUCUCCUGAGGGUGGAGACAGCCUACUACGUCUCCUGGAUCCUGGCCAGCGCCAACUCCUGCUUCGACCCCCUGCUCUACUGCUUCGGCUCCCAGGACUUCACCCGCGCUUUUCGCAGGUCUCUCAGGAAAAUCGGACUCCGGUUUGAGGAUGGUCCGAGCAGGAAUGGGCUGGACAGUGUGGACAGUGUGGGUUUGACCACCAAGACCACCCAGUCCAGCACCGUGCUGGACAGGGAGACAGCCUCCACCUCCAGCCUCUGA
Megalops cyprinoides (Indo-Pacific tarpon) is the source of this 1174-nucleotide messenger RNA. RefSeq names its product P2Y purinoceptor 2. Gene Ontology annotation, cellular component: plasma membrane. Gene Ontology annotation, molecular function: G protein-coupled receptor activity. The record is from RefSeq and is a predicted model, not a curated record. Gene Ontology annotation, biological process: G protein-coupled receptor signaling pathway. The transcript has 2 exons. The coding region runs from base 110 to 1174 and encodes 354 amino acids. NCBI's taxonomy places the organism in Eukaryota, Metazoa, Chordata, Actinopteri, Elopiformes, Megalopidae.